Cantharellus anzutake is the source of this 927-nucleotide messenger RNA. RefSeq names its product S-adenosyl-L-methionine-dependent methyltransferase. Lineage: Eukaryota; Fungi; Basidiomycota; Agaricomycetes; Cantharellales; Hydnaceae. The transcript is spliced from 4 exons. Gene Ontology annotation, cellular component: mitochondrion. The record is from RefSeq and is a predicted model, not a curated record. The coding region runs from base 22 to 894 and encodes 290 amino acids.
GCAAAAUACCCUUAGUCAACAAUGCGUCGGCUUGUGGCUCGCCUCGCUGCUGUGGUGGGCCAACAGAAUGCCUUUGAAGAGUUGAGAUGGAUGAGGCAGCAUCUUCAGCGCGUGUCAUCAGACCGUUGUAGCUCCGUUACAUUUCCUGUGCUGGACUCAAUACCCCACUUUCGCAAUUCCGAUGUUUUGCUUGGACAGAUGAUACAAAGGAGACUGCGGGGGGAGCCACUACAGUAUAUCCUCGGCUCUCAGCCUUUUGGGUCUUUGGAACUGGUUGUUCGCCCCCCGACACUCGUUCCACGUCCAGAAACUGAAUUUUGGGCCUUGGAACUUUCCAACGUAGUGAAGAACUGGACUUCGCGCCCAAGAGUUGGAGGAAGCGAUGGCUCGAUACACAUCUUGGAUAUCUGCAGUGGGACAGGAUGCAUUCCCUUGUUACUGAUGUCGGAGCUGUCAUCUCGCAUCGCCUCGGCCACGGCUCUCAGAGAAUGCCACGAAUUACUAGUAAACACCUCAGCACGCCACACUUCAUUCGCGCCAUUUACAAUCAUUACCUGCAAUCCUCCCUACAUUCCCCGUCACGAGUAUGAGACAAUAGAUGCGUCGGUCAGAGAAUUCGAGGAUCCCACAGCUCUCCUUGGUAAUGACCCACGCUCAAAAACUGAUGAUCCAGAGGGCCUUGCCUUCUACCGCCGUAUCUCAGAACUCCUCACGCCAUCCUGCAAUGCGCCGCUGCUGCAGGACUCAGGGGGCAUACUCGCCCUAGAAGUUGGACAAGGCCAAGCGAAAAUGGUGCGGAGCAUCUUACAGGAAACUUGCAUUGGGACAUUCAGAAGUUUCGAAAUAUGGGAGGAUCAGUGGAAUGUUGAAAGGGUUGUAGUGGGGUAUACCUGAGAAUGAAGCAAGUGGGGCUGUUGGCAAGGUAUU